CUUCUUCCACGGCGCUUCUCUCAAUUCCCCUCUUGAUUUCGUCGUUCAAUACGAUUCGUACAUGAAAGCGAUUUGGUAGACGAUAUGCAUAACGUAUCUGUGUGCGUGUUUUUUUUUCAAACCUGUUUUCGUUCGAUCGAUUUGUUUAAGUGAGAAAAAUGCAUUGGAUUUACCAUCUCCUUGCGACAUCCAUGUUCGUUCGAGGAGAUAGAACUGAUGCAGAGAGUUAAUUGAGGUUGGCUUACCAGCCCAUCGCAUCUUUCUCUAUUGCCAUGGCGUCAAAUGGACCUACCCAUAUUUUCGCUGCACAAAUAUUUUUUAAGAUUUGGUUCGUUUUUGUUUGAAGUAAAUUCCGAAUUUCUCGACUUUUUUUUAGUAAGGGCAAUGAAGAUUAUUGAGAUAUGCAAAACGCUGAAUACACGGUGUUGAUUAUAUACUCCGCUUAUUAUCUGAUGCCUUUUGUUCAAUUCUAUGCGAAAUUUCAACCUGUUUAAACAAUAUGUUCAGUAUCAUAGUAAUCACUGAUGCGAAAAAGCGGACGGGCGGUCAGAAACUGAUGCCGUGUUGAAUGUCUGCAAUGCUUCCUAUACGGGAACCUGUCUGAGAUGACUUAAAUACUUUUUCGAAACCUGCUGUUGAUGAUGUGAGUAUUAAGUUUUUUUUUUUAAACUUUGAAGGGCCAGUUUGCAGUGAUGAUUUUGCUUAAUUAUGUCUGGACUUAUGAUUCUUGAACAUGAUUAGUUGCUAUGCAAAAUUCUGAGCAUCAUUUUAGCAGUUCAUACUUGCCGGAGUGAUCUGGUAUUUUUUGAGAAUUUUAAGUGAGGUUUUCCAUUAUUACGUAGGUUUUCUUUGAAGUUUGAGCAGCUGCAAAUACAUUUAAUUUCCCAAGAUUUUUUUUGUUUAGUAAAAUGUUUUUUAAUCGGUUAAAAAGAUUGAUUUUUUAAUUAAAAUGGGUGUUGUUCGUGAAAGCAGUUUUUUAGAAUCUGAAAUUUCUGAUUCUAAAAUCACUUUAAAUUGUUACCUCAAAUUUUUUAUUUUCAAAUACGAAGUAUUUCAACUUUUACUUUUUUAUCAGAAUCGUUUUUUGCUUAAAAAAUUACCAUUCAAAUGGUUUUGGGUGAAUUGGAAUGCAUACAUUUUGAAACGUUGUUAUAUCAAUUUCAUUCACAUGUGUUCCAUAAAUAUAUACAACUUGUAUAUAUUUAACAAGAGGGGUAGGGAUAAGGGCUACACUGGCUACACAAUAUGGAGAUCUGCAUAUUGAAUAAUGCUCUUUUGCAUUCAACAUCCUUCUACUUUUAUCUGCGGAUUGCUACACAUGUUGUACUAAAAUGUCAUUUAGUCGUGAUAUCCAAUUUGCUCUACAACAAUUUAAGAAAGUAUACUGUCACAUUGUCACCUACUGCUUGUCGUAGAGAACAACAAUUACUGAGCCUUCCGAGCAACUAUCAAAUCAACGCUUUCGAAUGCUAAA
Cuscuta epithymum is the source of this 1474-nucleotide messenger RNA. The record is from the annotation of a GenBank genome assembly. Lineage: Eukaryota; Viridiplantae; Streptophyta; Magnoliopsida; Solanales; Convolvulaceae.